AUGCAACAAGACCGUGGAAAAGAAAGAGAGGGGGGGGAAAAAAAGCUCCCAAUGCCCAAUCAAUGGCAAGACGAAGUGAUUUCCUUGCCUCUCGGAUUCCUCUCGGAAGCGUGGAAAACGAGCCCCUGGAAAGCAACUUCAACUCAUCCAGUCUCCCGUGCAGAACACUCCGGUUCCAACAAGUCAGCCGAUCCCCGGGUUCAGCCGGCUAGUGCAUCUUGCAGCUGGGGCGCCGUAACCUCACAAAUCCCUGCAUCUCUCUUUAUUCCCUUCUGCAGCGGCUCCGAGACUCCGGCGGUGUUUACUCCUGCGCUCGCGGGGCCGGCCCCCGGGACGCGCGGCGGCCCGGCUGGAGAAGACUGGAGGCGGCGGCGGCGGCGCUGGGUGACGGCGGCGGCGCGUCCUCCCCGCGGGCAGUGCCGGCCCCGAGCGGCGCUUCCCAGGCCCCCGCGCGAUCGCUGCCGACCGCCGCGUUCGGUCGCCGAAUGUUACCCGGUUCUGAAUGUUACACUUACACAUUCCAUUCCCGACACGACAGCGCUGACCUCAUCCAUCCACGCAGCCCGCGCUGCCAUUGGCCAAGCGUCACGUCCGGGGGGGGCGGUGCUUCCGCUGCGCCCAUUCAUAACCCCCGGCCACCGGCAGAGGCGCCGGCGCGGAGCUGGGGGUGCGGGCGGCGCGGGGACCCCGGGGCGCCUCGGCCCGGCCCCCGCGGGCAGAGCGCGGGGCUGCCCCGAGAGAGUCCCGCGGCCCUUCGGCGCGCCGGGAUCCGGACCCCGGCCUGGGCCGCACCACCUGCAGCCGCCGCGCCGGGAAACGAGCGCCUCCCAGAGGCGCCUACGGGCGCGCUGAGGCUGGGGAACCAGGGACCGGCGGGCGCUUCCCCGGCCCGCUGCUCCGGCUGCCCCGGUCGUCCUCGAGAAUUCCUACUCCUCGGCUGCCUGCCGGGAACGCCUCCCCGAACGGGCGGCGGGGAGUGUUCGGGUUCCUGGAGAAGGAUGCUCGAAAAGUGGAGCAGUGGGGCGAGCCCUUGGGCUGCAGGAGGAAAAAGGAAAAAGAAAAAGACUUCAUAGAAAGCGACCGCUGACCAGAAGGAUGCCCUCUCUCUGCCCACCUUCCACCCGCUGAGGGCCCCAAAUUUUCCUUUCUACAAAGCAUUUAAACAGGUCCCUUAUCCCCUAAAUGUUUGCUGUGUCGCUUCAGUCGUGUCCGACUCUGCCACCCCCAUGGACUGUGACCCGCCAGGCUCCUCUGUCCACGGGAUUCUCUAGGCAAGAAUACUGGAGCAGGUUGCCAUGCCCUCCUCCAGGGCAUCUUCGCAACCCAGGAAUGGAACCCAUUAUCUCCGGCGUCUCCUACAUUGCCCAUCUUUUUUUUCUUACCCCCAAGGAACCACCCCAAUCCCCAUUAAUAAAAAGAAAAUGCUA
Molecule: messenger RNA, 1427 nt
Organism: Cervus elaphus (red deer)
Lineage: Eukaryota; Metazoa; Chordata; Mammalia; Artiodactyla; Cervidae
Product: translation initiation factor IF-2-like
Exons: 1
Coding region: 1-852 (283 amino acids)
Source: RefSeq, a predicted model, not a curated record